Molecule: messenger RNA, 390 nt
Organism: Malus domestica (apple)
Lineage: Eukaryota; Viridiplantae; Streptophyta; Magnoliopsida; Rosales; Rosaceae
Source: RefSeq, a predicted model, not a curated record
AUGGAUGCCAAGAUUCAUCUAGAGGCAGCGAAUCUUGGAGAAACUAUUAAGGAGGAUAACAGUGCAUCUUCUCAAGAUCGGGCAAAGGCCAUGAUCUUUAUCUGUUGCCACAUUGAUGAGGGACUGAAGAGCGAGUACCUCAUGGUUGAAGAUCCACUAAUCAUCUGGAAGGCACUGAAAAAUAGAUACAAUUACCAGAAAACGCUCUGUGGAGAAACCAUUACUGAGGAAGACAUGCUGGAAAAGAUUUUUAGCAUUUUUCAUGCCUCCAACAUACUCCUGCAACAGCAGUAUAGAGAACGAGACUUUAUUCAGUACAACCAGUUGAUAUCUGUGCUCCUUGUAGCUGAGCAAAACAAUGAGCUUCUGAUGAAGAAUCAUCAGUCUUGA